Fraxinus pennsylvanica is the source of this 2418-nucleotide messenger RNA. The record is from the annotation of a GenBank genome assembly. NCBI's taxonomy places the organism in Eukaryota, Viridiplantae, Streptophyta, Magnoliopsida, Lamiales, Oleaceae.
AUGGACGUGUUGCAGGAUUCACAGGACCCAAAUCCUUUGAUUCGUGCUUUGGCUGUGAGGACCAUGGGCUGCAUUCGAGUUGAUAAAAUUACUGAGUAUUUAUGUGAUCCAUUGCAGCGGUGUCUCAAGGACGAUGACCCAUACGUUCGCAAGACAGCUGCUAUAUGUGUCUCUAAACUCUAUGACAUAAAUGCAGAGCUAGUUGAAGAUAGAGGUUUUCUGGAAGCUCUCAAGGAUUUGAUAUCUGAUAACAAUCCAAUGGUUGUUGCAAACGCAGUUGCAGCACUUGCGGAGAUUCAAGAGAACAGUAGCAGACCCAUCUUUGAGAUUACUAGCCACACACUUACUAAGCUUCUUACCGCUCUAAAUGAAUGCACUGAGUGGGGUCAAGUGUUUAUAUUGGAUGCCCUUUCCAAGUACAAAACAGCUGAUGCCCGUGAAGCUGAAAAUAUAGUAGAGCGAGUCACUCCGAGGCUGCAGCAUGCAAAUUCUGCAGUUGUUCUUUCUGCUGUCAAGUUGAUCCUUCUACAAAUGGAACUAAUCACAAGCACUGAUGUAGUUCGGAAUCUAUGCAAGAAAAUGGCCCCUCCGCUUGUGACAUUGCUUUCUGCAGAACCCGAGAUUCAGUAUGUUGCAUUGCGAAAUAUAAACCUAAUUGUACAAAAACGGCCCAGUAUCCUUGCCCAUGAAGUUAAGGUGUUUUUCUGCAAGUACAACGAUCCAAUUUAUGUGAAGAUGGAAAAGUUAGAAAUCAUGAUAAAGCUUGCUUCUGACCGGAAUAUAGAUCAAGUCCUGUUGGAGUUCAAAGAGUAUGCUACGGAAGUAGAUGUAGAUUUCGUCAGAAAAUCUGUUCGGGCCAUUGGACGAUGUGCCAUCAAGUUAGAGCGGGCAGCCGAACGGUGUAUUAGUGUUUUGCUUGAAUUGAUCAAGAUCAAAGUAAACUAUGUUGUUCAGGAAGCUAUUAUAGUGAUUAAAGAUAUAUUUAGGAGAUAUCCCAACACCUACGAGUCCAUCAUUGCUACACUUUGUGAGAGCUUAGACACCUUAGAUGAGCCAGAGGCAAAGGCAUCAAUGAUCUGGAUCAUUGGUGAAUAUGCUGAAAGAAUUGACAAUGCUGAUGAGCUCCUGGAAAGCUUUCUGGAGACUUUUCCUGAGGAACCUCCAGAAGUCCAAUUGCAGCUGCUGACAGCUACAGUCAAACUUUUCCUUAAGAAGCCAACUGAAGGCCCACAGCAGAUGAUUCAGGUUGUUUUGAACAAUGCAACUGUGGAGACUGACAACCCAGAUUUACGAGACCGUGCUUACAUAUACUGGCGUCUCCUCUCAACUGAUCCUGAGGCAGCAAAGGAUGUUGUUUUAGCAGAAAAGCCUCUCAUUGGUGACGAUUCAAAUCAAUUCGAUCCUUCUCUCUUGGAUGAGCUUCUUGCCAAUGUUGCUACAUUGUCCUCUGUCUUUCACAAACCUGCUGAUGCAUUCGUAACACGUGUAAAGACAGUGCAGAGAGUUGAAGAAGAUGAUUAUCCUGAUGGAACUGAAGAAGGGUAUUCUGAAUCACCUGCCCAUGCAUCUGAUACUGCUGCAUCACCUCCAACUACCAGAAGGCAACCAGCCACUGCCCCCGCAGCUCCUCCACCCAUGCCAGAUUUGCUUGACCUGAUGGGCAUGGAUAAUGACAGCAAUGCUAUUGUAUCUGUUGAUCAGCCUGAAUCCCCGUCUGGACCUCCUUUGCCAGUUCUAGUACCAGCAUCUUCUGGUCAAGGUUUACAAAUCAGUGCACUGCUGAUGCGAAAAGAUGGCCAGAUAUUUUACAGCAUGUUAUUUAAAAACAACUCUCAGACUCCCCUUGACGGUUUCAUGAUUCAGUUUAACAAGAACACGUUUGGUCUCGCUGCAGGUGGACCACUGCAGAUUUCCACAUUGCAACCUGGGGCAUCUUUCAGCACUCUUCUGCCCAUGGUUUUGUUCAAGAAUGUUUCUCCUGGUCCGCCGAGCACGCUUCUGCAAGUUGCUGUGAAAAAUAAUCAGCAACCUGUAUUGUACUUCAAGGAUAAAAUGUCGUUGCUGGUAUUCUUUACUGAGGACGGAAGGAUGGAGCGUUCCACUUUUCUUGAGAUGUGGAAAUCAUUACCUGAUACCAACGAGGUUACUAAAGACUUCCCAUCAGUUGUCGUAAAUAGCAUAGAAGCAACUUUAGAUCGGUUGGCAGCAUCGAAUAUGUUCUUUGUCGCCAAACGCAAGAAUGCAAAUCAAAACGUGCUGUACGUUUCGGAAUCGGAAGGGAGAAAAGAAACACAGGUGUUUUAUCUCUCUAAAACAGUGCUAAUUCCAUUGUCCGUACACUUAUAUCAACAGGGAUUUUAUCUGGAGGUUGGAUUUUCUGCUUGUAGUAAUAUUGUGGCAAUAUAUGCCCUUCAGUAA